AUGGCUCCCAUUGCAAUCCUGAAACGGAGCAAGCAAUUACAAACUGCAAAGAGAAACAGUUCUGUGCACAUCCACAGCUGUGUGUCAACAGCCACGCUUCCGUCUGGGAGCGUGCUGGCUUUGCAAAGGACUGCCAAGCACCUGAUUCUGUGCAGAAUUAAAGCAGACACCUCAGCGUGGACUCCGACUCUGCGCGCUUACCGGCUGCGUGCACCGGCCACCGGCCCAGCCCCCAGUCGGGAUGAGGCGCUCAUCACGACUGCAAAACACAGCACCGUAACAGCCACCGCAAAGAGAAGGAACUCCACCCAGUCACAGCCAGCACAAGCAGCCUGCGCGCACGCGCUGCCCGCCCUUCCGUUGCUCAGCCAGCUGCCGUCGGGGACCGGGUCCCGGCUCGCCGUGCCUGAGGCGUCUCGGAGUCCUGGGAACAGCCCUGGGCCGCUCCCUGCCGGGGGAAGCGGCUGCUCUUUCGGCCGCCCCUCAGAGCGGCCCUGGGCUCACUGUGCCGCCUGGAGCGGUGGGCGUCUCGUCCUCGUCCCUCGCAGCGGGGCACGGUCGUCUUGUUCUGAGGUACCCCGGUACCACAGGGCGCUGACAAUGGCUUCUGCUUGGGAGAGGAAGUACUACUACUCCGAUCUGGGGAAGAAAGUGGUGCUUCUCCCCAGCCUCCUUCUCCGUGAGGAGUUCAAAGACAUUGGUUACCCCAUGAUUUUUGAGGGAGUGCUGCUCCUGGCCGAUGUCUCAGGUUUCACUGCCUUGGCAGAGAAGUGCAUCCAGCAGAGCGGCCCAGAGAGAGGAGCUGAGGAGAUGGUGCAAACCCUCAACGCCUACAUGGGUGACAUUCUGGAACAGGUGCUGGCUUUUGGAGGAGACAUCCUGAAGUUUGCAGGGGAUGCCAUGCUGGUGCUGUGGAGAGCAGCAGGGCCUCAGCUGCCUACGGCCAUCAACCUGGCGCUGCAGUGCUGCAGGAAGGUCCAGAAGAAGUACGGCACUUAUGACACGCACAGUGGUCUCAAGCUCCACCUGAAGAUAGGGAUCUCCGCCGGGAUGCUCUCCUUCAUGUCCGUCAGAGGCGGGGAUCGUCAGUUCUUCUUCGUCUGCAGCGGAGCCCUGGACGAAGUUGUCAAGGCCCAAAAGCUUUCGGCUGCCCAUGAGGUAGUGCUGUCACAGACCUGCUGGGAGCUGUGUGAUCAGCAGCGAAUCAGGGCCAAGCCUCUUGCUGGCAAAGGGGCCGUGAAGGUUGUGGGAAUGAGGCGCUUAGCUCGCCGAGAAUGGAAAGAUGCUGUAGUCCAGCUGAGCAGUGCCAGAGGGGAGAGGCAUUUGAAAGGGACGGGCCUCCGAAGGCCGACUCUUAGGAUGUGCGAUGAUUCUGAACUGGCAGCGAGGCUGGAGAAGUACUUAUCGACAGCUGUUCUCCGGAAGCUUCGUGAGGACGUGCCGCUGGAGCUGUGCUCUGAGCUACGGCCCGUCACCAGCCUCUUUGUCCAGCUGAAGUUUGCUGACAGGAUCAACGCAAUCGAGCUCAGCAGCAGCCUCGGUGACUGCAGCAACACGAUUUCAGGCAUCAUCAGCCCUCACAAGGGUGAAAUCAACAAAACUCUUCUGUUUGACAAAGGCUGCACCUUCCUCUGCGUGUUUGGAUUUCCUGGAGAAAAGCUGGCCCACGAGAUCACCCACGCCUUGGAAUGCGCUAUGCAGAUCUUCCACAUGACCUCCAUGGGCCUGAGAAAACUCCAGCUAGUGUCUGUUGGGGUCAGCAGCGGGGCAGCGUUCUGCGGCUUCACUGGCCAUCCCGAGAGGUUUGAACACACAGGUAGGGCUCCUUUGUCUUAGGAGUGUGAGGCUGGCAUG
Gallus gallus (chicken) is the source of this 1854-nucleotide messenger RNA. RefSeq names its product adenylate cyclase type 10-like. Gene Ontology annotation, biological process: cyclic nucleotide biosynthetic process; intracellular signal transduction. Lineage: Eukaryota; Metazoa; Chordata; Aves; Galliformes; Phasianidae. The transcript is spliced from 10 exons. Gene Ontology annotation, molecular function: adenylate cyclase activity. Gene Ontology annotation, cellular component: cytoplasm. The coding region runs from base 1 to 1836 and encodes 611 amino acids. The record is from RefSeq and is a predicted model, not a curated record.